Coniophora puteana RWD-64-598 SS2 is the source of this 1305-nucleotide messenger RNA. Its product is annotated as kinase-like protein. NCBI's taxonomy places the organism in Eukaryota, Fungi, Basidiomycota, Agaricomycetes, Boletales, Coniophoraceae. Gene Ontology annotation, molecular function: ATP binding; protein kinase activity. The transcript is spliced from 2 exons. Gene Ontology annotation, biological process: protein phosphorylation. The coding region runs from base 1 to 1116 and encodes 371 amino acids. The record is from RefSeq and is a predicted model, not a curated record.
AUGCACGUGAAGCGGCUCACCCUUACUUCCAAGAAGAACUGGUGGAUGGUUGAAGUCGACGAACCAGAAGAGAAAAUCGAGUCCCCAACUUCGACCAAAUCCUUCUCGUCGUCCGAGGAAACUGCCGUCAACCAUGAUGAUAGCCUCUUUAAGCACCGUAUUGGCGACAAAGAAAACAAUGACACCUCACCCAACCCCUCAAUACCCAUUUUCCGCCCUCCUCGCCACCCGACGUCCAUUUUCUCGUUCCCAACUCCAACCGCCUACGCUGCUCCACCAAACCCCACUUCUCACCUCGCACCCGUUGCCCAGGGGUCUGCUUCAGAACUUUUCAAGUGUGUGGUCAAGAAACCUGAAGUCGUCCAGCUCGAGAUAAACGGCGAGAUGCAGACGAACGCCUUCGAUGUCACCACACAAUUUCUCGCCGAGCUACGUGUCUACACCACGGUGUCACGGCAUCGUAACAUUUGUGCGUUCUUGGGCUCACUUGAGAACGUGGGGAUGGUUCUCGAGUACAUUGACGGACGUACACUUUACGACGUAAUCAAGGUUCGACCAACGCUCGAGCGCGCAAAGAAGAUCGACUUCCACAACCAGCUGCUGGACGGCAUGACACAUCUUCACUCGUAUGGCCUCAGCCAUGGCGACCUUUCUCUACUCAAUAUCCAGGUGACAUCACCUUCGGACACGGUCAAACUCCUAGACUUUGGACGCUCGGUGUCGAUGGACUCGACGUUUACCUCUCCAGAUGGCGACCCCGUUGACCCGUUCGCACACCUGGGCCGGAAGCCGGGAAGUAGAACAAUGACGCGCCUGGCUACAAAGCAGGUCGAGCAAAUACACCCUGGCACGCGUCCAUUUGCCGCACCUGAGGUGCUGCGCGGGGAAUGCCAGGAUCCCAUCCUCGCAGACGCAUACAGCUUCGGCAUGAUACUCGUCUCAAUCGACCGGUGCGAGACCGUGGACGUAAAGCCAUGGGAUCAGCGCAAGGACAAGAUACCCGCGUCGUUGUUUGACGGCUGUGAAGUCUUCGAGGAGCGGGCGAAAAAGUACCUCGCGAAAUGGAAUACCCGUAGGCGGCUAAUGAGAGAAGAUUUGAUGAACGGGCAGGCAUGAUUUUCUCUUGCUUCGUGUGUUUUGGUUUACUUUCGUAUGAAUUCUUCCUUUGCGAACAGUCGGGGCGUUUAAGCAGAAAACGAUAAUUGUGAUAAUUGCAUACUAGUAUACAUCUAGUGAUAUCCCCAGCUCAGCAUAUCUUGCAUUGUAUUGUACCUUUAGUACCUCACCAAACAUUGGUCUUUUUCG